AUGGCUUUCCUUGGGCUCCUCUCCUGCUUCGCCCUCCUGGGGACCGCCUUCAGCUGCGGGGUCCCCGCCAUCCAACCCGUGCUGACCGGCCUGUCCAGGAUCGUCAAUGGUGAGAACGCCGUCCCCGGGUCCUGGCCCUGGCAGGUGUCCCUGCAGGACAAGACCGGCUUCCACUUCUGCGGGGGCUCCCUCAUCAACGAGAACUGGGUGGUCACCGCCGCCCACUGUGGGGUCAGUACCUCCCACUUGGUCGUGGCCGGGGAGUUUGACCAGGGCUCCAGCCAGGAGAAGGUUCAGGUGCUGAAGAUCGCCAAGGUGUUCAAGAACCCCAAGUUCAACAUUUUCACCAUCCGCAACGACAUCACCCUGCUGAAGCUGGCCACGCCCGCCAGCUUCUCACAGACUGUGUCGGCCGUGUGCCUGCCCAGCGCCAAUGACGACUUCCCCGCGGGGACGCUGUGCGCCACCACAGGCUGGGGCAAGAUCCGGUACAACGCCAACACGACCCCUGACAAGCUGCAGCAGGCGGCCCUGCCGCUCCUAUCCAAUGCCGACUGCCAGAAGUACUGGGGCACCAAGAUCACCAACGUGAUGAUCUGCGCCGGCGCCAACGGAGUCUCCUCCUGCAAUGGUGACUCUGGCGGCCCCCUGGUCUGCCAGAAGAACGGAGCCUGGACCCUGGUGGGCAUCGUGUCCUGGGGCAGCAACACCUGCUCCACCUCCACGCCCGCGGUGUACGCCCGCGUCACUGAGCUCAUCCCCUGGGUGCAGGAGAUCCUGGCGGCCAACUGA
This is a messenger RNA of Lepus europaeus (European hare), 792 nucleotides long. It is a transcript of the gene CTRB2, whose product is annotated as chymotrypsinogen B2. The transcript is spliced from 7 exons. Gene Ontology annotation, biological process: proteolysis. NCBI's taxonomy places the organism in Eukaryota, Metazoa, Chordata, Mammalia, Lagomorpha, Leporidae. The record is from RefSeq and is a predicted model, not a curated record. Bases 1 to 792 code for a protein of 263 amino acids. Gene Ontology annotation, molecular function: serine-type endopeptidase activity.